GCGCAUGCAGACGGCCGGGAUUACAGGGUUUCUGUGCGUGUUUACGCUCAUCUGUGACACACUCCUCUGGCUCCCUGCCACCGCGCAGUAUUUAUAGUCAUACAUCAGUAAUCAGCACUCAAGGAUUCCUCUCGAAACAUCCCCUCACCGGUAAACUUGGGCUGACAGAGAGGCGCGCGGAGGGGUUGGAUUUAGGAUCCACCUGCGGUGAUGAAGGAGCGCGCGGCGCCUCAAGGUUUAAGGUGAAGCUGCCAGCUCUGGACACCUGUAAACAUGCUUACCACCUCAGACCAGUCCCUCGCCGUUUCACCGAACCUCAACUUUCCAGGAAGCUGUGGUCACCGGAGAGAGAUCCACGUCCAGUCCUCCCUGUCUCUGCCUGAACCCGAGAGCCCGAAAAGAUCCGGCCCCGGCGUUCGUCUAGGUCUGGCACAAGGAGCCCGUUCCUGCUCCCUGCAGGUUCCUCCCGCCGUCCCGGAGUACCUGGGCCUGCCUCCCCGAGCAGCAAGCUUCGAUGUGCCUUGUAGUCAGAACGAUGGCUCGUCUGAUCAAGGCUCGGGGUCUUUGAGCCCUCAUGGCAAGCGGCGGCGGCGAGGGGGGAUUCUGGAGCAGAAGGACAUCAUCAUGGCACACCAAGCCCAUAAGAUCCAGAGCACGCCUCAAGCCCGCAGGAAGGAGUGGGAGAUGGCUCGGUUUGGAGACGAGUCCGCUCCCGCCACGGGGGACUGUGGGGAUGGCGACUUGGAGCGCAGCGGCGACGGGCAGGACGCGGCGGCGGCGGGACUCACGGCGUCCAUGAAACAAGCCAAAGCACAACGGGCCCGGACCAUGGCCCUGUACAACCCCGUCCCCCACCGGCAGAACUGCCUCACCGUCAACAGGUCGCUCUUUAUAUUUGCAGAGGACAACAUCAUUAGGAAAUACGCGAAGCGCUUCAUUGAAUGGCCACCCUUUGAGUACAUGAUCCUGGCCACCAUCACUGCUAACUGUGUGGUCCUCGCUUUGGAGCAGCACCUACCUGGAGAAGACAAGACGCCCAUGGCAAAGAAACUGGAGAAGACAGAGCCGUACUUUAUUGGGAUUUUCUGCUUUGAGGCUGGGAUCAAGCUGUUGGCUCUUGGCUUUGUUUUCCAUAAAGGAUCCUACCUAAGAAACGGCUGGAACGUCAUGGACUUCAUUGUCGUUCUCAGUGGGAUCCUGGCCACAGCUGGUGCCCACAUGAACAUCCCUGUGGACCUGCGGACCCUCAGGGCUGUGCGAGUGCUGAGACCUCUCAAACUCGUCUCUGGAAUCCCGAGUUUGCAGAUCGUGCUGAAGUCCAUCAUGAAGGCCAUGAUCCCCCUGCUCCAGAUCGGCCUGCUCUUGUUCUUUGCCAUCCUGAUGUUUGCCAUCAUCGGGCUGGAGUUUUACAGCGGGAAGCUUCACCACACCUGCAUGCCAUCGUACGACAUUCUCGAUAACGAGACUGUUGACUCAUCUGAGCUGGCAUUUGCAUGCGGUGUGAGGAAAUGUCCAGAGAAGUAUGAAUGCAAUGACACCUGGAUUGGGCCCAAUGAUGGCAUCACACAGUUUGACAACAUCCUGUUUGCUGUUCUCACCGUCUUCCAGUGCAUCACCAUGGAGGGAUGGACGGCUGUGCUCUACAACACCAACGAUGCCUUGGGUCCUACAUGGAACUGGAUAUACUUCAUUCCUCUCAUCAUCAUCGGCUCGUUCUUUGUCUUGAAUCUGGUGUUGGGAGUUCUGUCAGGAGAAUUUGCUAAGGAAAGAGAGAGGGUGGAGAACCGAAGGGCCUUCAUGAAGCUACGCCGGCAGCAGCAGGUGGAACGAGAGCUCAAUGGCUACAGAGCUUGGAUUGACAGGGCAGAGGAAGUGAUGCUCGCAGAGGAGAAUAAAAAUUCAGGGAGAUCACCAUUAGAUGUGCUAAAGAGGGCGAGUAAGAAGACAGGCGCACGGAGAGGUGCGCCGGGAGAUGACAAGUUUGCUGACACAUCCACUGCCAGCAUGUCACGAUCAAGAAUGAACUUCCGCAGUGGCCGCCGUGGUCCGGCCGCUUACCUGCGGCGCAAGGAGCGCAUGUUGCGCAUCUCCAUCCGCCGUAUGGUGAAGACUGACACCUUCUAUUUGAUGGUGCUGAGUCUGGUGGCUCUCAACACCAUCUGCGUGGCCAUCGUGCACCACGACCAGCCUGACUGGCUCACCAUCUUCCUCUACUAUGCAGAGUUUGUGUUCCUGGGGUUGUUUUUGGCUGAGAUGUUUCUGAAAAUGUACGGUCUUGGUUUCCGGCUUUACUUCCACUCAUCAUUCAACUGCUUUGACUGUGGGGUCAUUGUUGGGAGCAUCUUUGAGGUAGUUUGGGGCUUCUUCAGACCCGGUAUGUCCUUCGGUAUCAGCGUACUGAGGGCACUGAGACUCCUGAGAAUUUUUAAAAUCACAAAAUACUGGGCAUCCCUCAGAAACUUGGUUGUUUCUCUCAUGAGCUCCAUGAAGUCCAUCAUAAGCCUGCUUUUCCUGCUUUUCCUCUUCACUGUGGUGUUUGCUCUCCUUGGGAUGCAGCUCUUUGGAGGGAGGUUCAUCUUUGAAGAUUACACUCCCACCAACUUUGACACGUUUCCAGCUGCCAUCAUGACAGUGUUUCAGAUCCUGACCGGGGAGGACUGGAACGAAGUGAUGUAUAAUGGGAUUCGGUCUCAGGGAGGUGUUCAGUACGGCAUGUGGUCGUCCAUCUACUUCAUUGUGCUGACGCUGUUUGGAAACUACACGCUGCUGAACGUCUUCUUAGCCAUCGCAGUGGACAACCUCGCCAAUGCACAGGAGCUGACCAAGGAUGAAGAGGAGGAAGAAGAGUUCUUCAAUCAGAGAUAUGCCAGGGGAAGAGAUGGCCUGAUAUCUGAUGGCAGAAGAAGACCCUAUCUAUACAGAAAACGGGCGAUCCAUAGAGGGCGACCAAAUUUCCCAGACGAGCCUGAUGGUCCAUCUGGGGGCGUAGAUGAGCAGCCGGUCCAUGGCCCCAGUGCCUUUGCCAACCGCAGAGAAAGGAGGAGGAAAGUUAACAUGUCUGUCUGGGAGCAGAGAGCCAACCAGCUAAGAAAACGCCGUCAGAUGGCGAGCAAGGAGGAGCUGUUUAGCGCGCCGACAGAAGACACAAUUGAAACCCCCACCAUCCCCCACCACCCACCUGCCAUUACCCCAGAGGCCAGCCCAGCUCACCUGCCAGAGUCCCCCAUGUCCAUAGGGAUGCCCUUACCUGAGCCGCCAAUGUCCAUCACCAUCCCAAUGCCCGAGCCCCCAGCAGCUGGACCUCUGGUGACCCUGAGCGAAGAAAAAACGUCAGGACCAAACCACCGGACGACGGGAGGGGGCAGACACAGGAUGGCUCGGAAGUUCAGGUCCAGUCAGGGGCCUGAAGAAGGGGCCAGGCACAGACGACAUCGUCACCGGGAAGCCCGUACUGAAGUCAAGAGUCUGGACAUUAUGCAGUCUCCACAUGAGGUGCCUCAGAUCCGACGAUCGCUCAGCCAGGAGAGGAAGAUCCUGGAUGAAAGAGAGGAGACGGAGGACAGAGAUGAGAAGGAGAGAGCAGAAGGAGAAGGAGAACCUGCCCAGGAUCAUGAUGGAAUGUGCAUUUCGAACCCAUAUGAAGAUGUUGGGGAGGACGGAGGAAGCUCUGUUCCUCCAACAAGUGAGUUUCCUGAUCCCCCUCAAUGUGAGAAGCUGCAGGAUUGUACUUGGUCCGAACAGGGGGAGGGCGACCACUCGGAUUCCCACAAUGCCCUGAGUGAAAAAACCCCCUUAGAGACUGCUGUGGAGGCCACAGAGUCUACAGGGAGCGCCCUUGAGUCAGAGAAACGCCAGCUCUCCAUCAAACGUGACAAGUUCAAGCAGGAGGGCAGCGUGGCAAUUGAAAUGUCUGCACAGCCCCUUCUGGAGCUCACACCCGUGACAGUGAACAGUAAAGAACUGGAGGCGUAUCAUUCUGAGCAGAAAGAUAGAGAUGAGGAGACGGAGGAGGAGGAACCUCCGCUCCCUCCAAAACCUGUGGUCCCAGACAGCAUGUUCAUUUUCAAGGCUUCCAACCCAAUCAGAAGGAUUUGUCACUAUGUGGUCAAUCUGCGGUAUUUCGAGAUGACCAUCCUCCUCGUGAUUGUGGCCAGCAGCAUCGCGCUGGCAGCUGAAGAUCCUGUCUGCACCAAUUCAAACAGAAACAAGGUGUUGCGAUACUUUGACUACGUCUUCACUGGAGUGUUUACCUUUGAAAUGAUCAUAAAGAUGAUAGACCAGGGUCUCAUUCUGCACGACGGCUCCUAUUUCCGAGACAUGUGGAACCUCCUGGACUUCAUCGUAGUGGUGGGAGCUCUGAUCGCCUUUGCUCUAACGAAUGUGAUGGGGAACAACAAAGGCAGAGACAUCAAGACGAUAAAGUCCCUCAGAGUUCUAAGAGUCCUGCGGCCUCUCAAAACCAUCAAAAGACUUCCAAAACUCAAGGCGGUUUUUGACUGUGUGGUCACGUCUCUAAAGAAUGUGUUCAACAUCCUCAUUGUGUAUCAGCUCUUCAUGUUCAUCUUUGCUGUCAUCGCAGUGCAGCUCUUCAAGGGGAAGUUCUUCUUUUGCACCGACAGCUCCGUGAACUCAGAGAAGGAAUGUCGAGGUUUCUACAUCGACUACAGCAGAGACAAGAAGGAGGUCAAGAGGAGAGAGUGGAAGAGACACGAAUUUCACUAUGACAACGUCUGCUGGGCCUUACUCACGCUGUUUACUGUGUCGACCGGAGAAGGAUGGCCUCAGGUCCUUCAGCAUUCCACGGAUGUCACAGAGGAGAACUUGGGGCCGAGUCGCGGGAACAGAAUGGAGAUGUCUGUUUUCUACGUGGUUUACUUUGUGGUCUUCCCUUUCUUCUUCGUCAACAUCUUCGUGGCUCUCAUCAUCAUCACCUUCCAAGAACAGGGAGACAAAAUGAUACAGGAGUGUAGCCUGGAGAAAAACGAGAGGGCCUGCAUUGACUUCGCCAUCAGCGCAAAGCCCAUGACCCGAUACAUGCCACAGAACCGACAAACCUUCCAGUACAGGUUGUGGCAUUUUGUGGCGUCGCCUUCUUUUGAGUACACAGUCCUGGUCAUGAUUGCCCUCAACACUGUUGUUCUGAUGAUGAAGUAUCACUCGGCGCCAACAGCUUAUGACACUGUGCUGAAACACCUAAAUACAGCGUUCACUGUGCUCUUCUCCAUGGAGUGCAUCCUCAAGAUCAUGGCGUUCGGUUUUGUGAAUUAUUUUCGAGACACGUGGAAUAUUUUUGAUUUUAUUACCGUUCUUGGAAGCAUCACGGAAAUAGUGGUGGAUUUGCAGUCGGUGAAUACCAUCAAUAUGAGUUUCCUGAAGCUUUUCAGAGCAGCUCGGUUGAUCAAGCUGCUGAGGCAGGGCUACACCAUCCGUAUUCUCCUGUGGACCUUCGUGCAAUCCUUCAAGGCUCUUCCUUAUGUCUGCCUGCUAAUCGCCAUGCUUUUCUUCAUAUACGCCAUCAUUGGAAUGCAGGUGUUCGGAAACAUCAAGUUGAAUGAUGAGAGCCACAUUAAUCAGCACAACAAUUUCAAAACCUUUUUCAGCGCACUAAUGCUUUUGUUCAGGAGUGCAACCGGGGAGUCCUGGCAGGAGAUCAUGCUCUCCUGUCUCUCUGGACAGGAGUGUGAACCAGAUCCCUCCAUCGCUCCGCUCACCAUGUCUCCAGACCACGAGGGCGGCUGUGGGACUGACUUUGCUUACUGUUACUUCGUCUCCUUCAUCUUCUUCAGCUCGUUCCUGAUGCUGAACCUCUUUGUGGCUGUGAUUAUGGAUAAUUUUGAGUACCUGACUCGGGACUCAUCGAUCCUGGGCCCCCAUCACCUAGAUGAGUUUGUCCGAAUCUGGGGGGAGUAUGACAGACUGGCCUGUGGGCGCAUUCACUACACGGCCAUGUAUGAGAUGCUGACGCACAUGUCACCUCCUCUGGGUCUGGGUAAAAAGUGUCCAGCUAAGAUAGCCUACAAGCGGCUGGUGUUGAUGAACAUGCCUGUGGACGAGGACAUGAGCGUUCACUUCACCUCCACUCUGAUGUCGCUCAUCCGCACGGCUCUGGACAUCAAAAUAGCUCGAGGUGGUGAGGACCGCAUUGCCUUGGAUAUGGAGCUGCAGAAAGAGAUCAGCAUCAUUUGGCCGUAUCUGCCCCAGAAGACCUUAGGUCUAUUGGUACCUAUUAACAAAGAUACUGACAUGACGGUGGGGAAGAUCUAUGCUUCAAUGAUGAUAAUGGAUUACUUCAAACAGAACAAAGCCAAGAAACUCAGGCAACAGCUGGAAGCUCAGAAGAGUAAUUUGAUGUUUAAGCGUCUGGACGCCUCCACGCUCCCAGAGGACGUUCUGUCCAACACCCAGCCGCUGCCACUGAUGGCCCACAGUGCUGGCUCGGCCUUGACGAGAGGUGGUUUUGUAGCUCUGAGCCCCAUUUCACCUCAGGAGCUGUUCCUGCAGCCCAUCAGCUCAGACGCUGAUGCUAACCAGCAGGUGGGAGAGUGCAAGUGGGGGAUAGAGCUUCCCCUUGGGAAGGGUCUGUGUGUGCGGGCCUCUUCCAUGCCCCGCCUGGCUGUAGAGUUGCAGGCCGAGGCUACAAGCAGCUCCAUGAAGCGUUCAGUGUCCACCGUUGCAGAUGAACGCUUAAAUGGACUCUGGCAGGAGGAAAAAAGUCCGGAAAGACUCUACCGGCCUCGGCAUAAAAGCUACAAGGCAGCUGUUUCCCGGUCUGAGCGCGGCCGUUCCAAGGAGCGCUGCCACCUCCUGUCUCCAGACGCGUCUCGCUGUAACUCAGAGGAGAGAAGCUUGCAGCCUUCUCAAUCCUUCAGCCCAGGGAGGACGAACUUCCAGGAUAAACAGGGGAACAGUUCCGACAGUCCAGUUCCUUCCACGUCAGAGUCCAGUACGCCCAGUGGCCAGCGACCAAUGUCCCAGACCCCAACCAGCUCCCGCCCUCACAUCUCCUACUCCCCACUUGUGUGCCGCACACACACCUCCGUGGGAGAAGAUGAGGAUGAGCAAGGCAGCCCGGAGAGCAUGAGGCGAGGUAAGCCCACGGGGGGCCAUGCAGCAGAGAGGCGGAGAGAGCCCGGCCAUCACUCGUCCCCGCCGCGACGCUACCCCUCUGAGCCUUUCCUGACCUCGCAGGAGGACGACCACAGCCCAGACCCCACAGGUCCUAUGGAGACAUUAACCUUUGAAGCUGCGGUAGCCUGCAGUUUGGGACGCUCAAACACGAUCGGCACGGCCCGACCACGCUGGCGGUCCGGCUGGCAGGUCCCCAAUGGACACUUUAGGAAGCGUCUGGUGCAGACGGCCUCUGCUGCGGGCUGCGACCCUCUCAGUGACACAGAGGAGGACGACAGAUGUUAGGGACAGGACACGAGACAGGAGACCUUUUAGACAAGGGCCAAUCUGCAACCGUGUCCAGAUUAAAGCUUGAUUUGACUUUUCUUUUUGUUUUUUUCAUCUUUAAGGCUCUGACCUCUCCAGGUGGUUAAUAAAAAUACAAAGCAAUGAAGACCAACAGUUCCUGAAACUGUAGAUGAACACAGAACUCUGACAAUCAAUACAAUCUAUUUCCUGACUCAAACUUGAUUUUAAACUGUGAUGAUAAUUCUCCACUAGUUGCCGGAUGCAGUAAAAAUAAUAAAUCAAAUGAAUAGACUACAUAAUACCAUCUGUGUUUUGAUUUUGGACGAUGUUUUCAAAUGAGUCACACUGCUUUAAAAUCUGUGAGGUGUGUGAUUAUGUAACUACAUUUUCUUAGAAAUGAAUUGCUUUUGUAAAUAGACUGGAAAUUAUCUCACCAAUCAUUCAAACUCAAUCAAGACAACAAGCCAUUAUGACAAGGAAAUCUGAACUUUUACCAGACAAUGUCAAUACUUUAUAAUGCUGGAUUUUUCUACAGUGUGAAUGAACAGUUGGGGAACAGAUUGAUCAUUUUUCCUUUUGAUAUUGACAUAAAAGGUUGUGAGAUAUGGAUUUAGCUAUAUUAACAAAAUAAAGAUGCUAACUUGUGUUUUCACCCAGCACAAACAUUUUUUUCACCGAAUCUCAGACCUUUGAAAAUAAACCGGUAACCUUUAAACCAUCAAAUUAAAAGACUCAGUCCAGUUUAAAAACAUCCUUUAAUUUUCUGAAUUACAAUAUCUUAUUUUAGUUUAUCCAAAAUAAAUUUUUUUGUUUAAUAUUCAUAAAUAUUCUAUGAACUAUUGUGGAUUAUGACUGUAGAGAAACUACAAGCCUGCUAUGACACGUUUUGCUUCAAAAUCAUCUUUUCAGUAUGAUUUGCUAAUAAUGUACAGAGAAAAUAUGCUGUUUGUAACAUUUUGGCUUGAAAAAACUAAAUUAGCUUAUGAGAUGAAAGGGCAAAGAGGCCCUUAUAUAAAUAGAAAUAAGUUUUGUUUGUUUUACUUGCCUGAUGUAGGCCAAAUCUGUGAACUUCACUUAACCAAAAACAUGAACAUUUGUAUCAAAAAUUUCAGGAAUGCAACUACUUUGUGGAUUUCCAUGUGUAAAAUAAUUGUACAUACAAAUAAAGGUGUCCUCAAAUUGUCA
This is a messenger RNA of Oryzias latipes (Japanese medaka), 8601 nucleotides long. The record is from RefSeq and is a predicted model, not a curated record. Lineage: Eukaryota; Metazoa; Chordata; Actinopteri; Beloniformes; Adrianichthyidae.